AUGGCUCCGGCGGAGAAAAAAAAAACCGGCGAGGUGAUCGGAAUCGACCUCGGAACGACCUUCUCCUGCGUGGUCGUCUCUCGAAACGGCAAGGCGGAGAUCAUCGUCAACGACCAAGGAAACCGCACCACCCCUUCCUCCGUCGCCUUCACCAAUUCGAACCGCCUCGUCGACGAAGCCGCCAAGAACCAGGCGGCCCUCAACCCCCGCCGCACCAUCUUCGAUGCCAAGCGCCUCAUCGUCAACUGCGGCGGAAAACCUUACGUCGAAAUAUCAACCGCCAGCGGAGAAGAAGAAGUCAACAAAACCUUCAGCCCGGAAGAGAUCAGCGCCAUGAUCCUUAGAAAAAUGAAGGAAACCGAAGAAUCUUACCUCAGAAAGCCGGUUGCCGGCGCAGUCAUCACUGUCUCGGCCUACUUCAAGGACAUGCAGAGACAAGCCACGAAGGACGCUAGAACAAUCGCUGGGCUCGACGUCCUCCGAAUCAUCAACGAGCCGACCGUCGCUGCCAUCGCCUACGGCCUUAACAACAACAGAAAUAAGAGGAAGAAGGGCAAGAGCAAGAUCCUGGUGUACGAUCUGGGCGGCGGCACGUUCGACGUCAACGUACUGGAAGUAGACGGCAGCCAGUUGUUCCGCGUCCUCACCACCGGCGGGGACACUCACCUCGGCGGCGGAGAUUUCGACCAGAGAGUGUUGGAUUACUUCAUGAAGCUAAUCAAGAGGAAGAACAGCGUGGAGGAUGGUUUGGACUGUCGGACUCUGGGGAGGCUUAGGAAGGAAUGCGAGAGGGCGAAGAGGGUGUUGAGUUGCCAGAGCCAGGUGAAGGUCGAGAUCGAUUCCCUCUUCCAAGGAAAGGAUUUCUCGGAGUCCCUGACGAGGGCGAAAUUCGAUGAGUUGAAUCUGGAUCUGUUUAAGAAGACGAUGAAGGUGGUGAGGGCGACGCUGGAGUUCGCGAAGCUGAAGAAGGGCCAGAUCGAGGAGAUCGUGCUCGUCGGAGGGAGCACUAGGGUUUCGAGGUUGAGGGAGAUGCUGAUGGAGAUGCUCGAUAGGAAGGAACCUAACAGAGGUGUCAACCCUGACGAAGCUGUGGCUUAUGGUGUUGUCGUGCUGGCAUUCAACCUUAGAUGUCUGGCCCCUAGAUACGGUAUUACCUUACAUGACGUUGCUCCCUUAAGUUUGGGGAUUAACGUCGUUGGUGAUGUGAUGUCGGUAUUGAUCCCAAGAAACACUUCUAUUCCGACCAAGAUGUCACAGAUUUAUCACACUAGCCAGGACAACCAGACUACCAUUACAUUCAGGAUAUUUCAAGGUGAAAGAGUGAUGACCAAGGAUUGCCUUGAGCUUGGAAGGAUUAGUCUACGAGACCUUCCACCGGCUCCAAGGGGUGUUGUCAAAAUGAACGUGACAUUCAAGAUCGAUGCCAACGGGAUCUUGAGCGUACUCGUGGAGGACAACGCGAUGAACAACUCAAAAUCGUUCGUCGCCAAGGGAUACAAAGGAAACCUGACGGAGGAAGAGGUGGAGAGGAUGGUGAGGGAGGCGAAGCAGAUGGCCGAGGAAGAUAAACGGGCCAAGGAGCGCGUCGAGGCGAGGAACCGAUUCGAGAGGUAUAUAUACGACGUCAAGGGCGCUCUGAACAAUCGUAACAUUGGUACCAAUAAGUGGUCACGUGACAAGGAGAAGGUGGAGGAUGCAGUGAGAGAAGCUUCGGAGUGGUUGGACGGGAAUGGAAAUGUUUCUAAGGAAGAAUAUGAGAAGAGUAUGCAGAAGCUGGCAGAUGUGUGGAAUCCUAUUAUACGGAAGGUUAAUGCAUGA
Molecule: messenger RNA, 1818 nt
Organism: Linum tenue
Lineage: Eukaryota; Viridiplantae; Streptophyta; Magnoliopsida; Malpighiales; Linaceae
Source: the annotation of a GenBank genome assembly